This is a messenger RNA of Talaromyces atroroseus, 1539 nucleotides long. RefSeq lists its product as hypothetical. Gene Ontology annotation, molecular function: heme binding; oxidoreductase activity, acting on paired donors, with incorporation or reduction of molecular oxygen; iron ion binding. The record is from RefSeq and is a predicted model, not a curated record. Bases 1 to 1539 code for a protein of 512 amino acids. The transcript has a single exon. Lineage: Eukaryota; Fungi; Ascomycota; Eurotiomycetes; Eurotiales; Trichocomaceae.
AUGCAAGCUCUCUUGACCACGCUGGUCUGUGGCCUCGUAGUCCUGACUACUCUCUGGAUCAAGACCAGGUUGAAAAACAUCCCCCCCGGUCCGCCUCGUCUGCCUAUUCUAGGCAAUCUACACCAGUUUCCAUCGGGUUCGGUGAUCUCGACUUUUGACAAAUGGCACAAGAAAUACGGACCAAUCGUGGGUUUGUCCCUGGGUAGCCAGACCUUGAUCCUCCUAGGAAACAUGGAGGUGGCGAAAGAGCUCUUUGGCAAGCGCGGCCGAAUCUAUAGCUCACGGCCGCGCAUGGUGAUGGGCAAUGAGAACCUGACACAGAACAAACACACGGCCCUGCUCCCCUACGGACCCAAGUGGAAGAUCCAUAACCGCAUCCACAACUCCAUCCUGGCGGCGGGAAAAACGCAGCAUUAUACCGAGCUCAUUGAGGGAGAAAGCAUUCGGGUGCUGCACCAUCUGAUGCAUACUAGCGAGUACAAUCGAUGCUACACGCGCUUCACAUCGAGCAUCAUCUUUAGCCUCGUGUACGGCAAGCAGCUGCAGGGUGACGAGCCAGAGUUCCAUGAAAUGCUGCAGAUUGCAGAGAACUUUGUGGCAGCCAUCGCUGGCGGCACCUGGUUGGUCGACAUAUUCCCCUUCAUCAACCGGUUGCCGAGCUUCCUCAACCCGUGGAAGCGUAUGGGGAAUCGCUUCCAUGACCGAGCCAUGCGCCUGUUUGAGUCCAAUGCAACCCACGCUAUGGGCACGAAGGCCUGGAACUUCACCAAACACGUCCAUGCUGCCGAAGACACCAGCGGACUCACCGAUCGGGAGGUCCUGUACAUGAUCGGUGUGCUGUUCGAAGCUGGCAACGAUUCAACCUCCACCGUGCUGCGAUUUUGUACUAUGGCCGCCAUUCUGUUCCCAGACGCGGUGAAACUGGCACAGGCAGAGCUCGACGCCGUUGUGGGCCCUUCGCGUCUCCCAAGCGUCGACGAUCUGCCCCAGAUGCCAUACGUCAGUGCAUUCAUUAAUGAGGUGUUGCGCUGGCGUCCCAUUACGCCUGGUGGUGUGGUACAUGCCAGCUCAGAGGAUGACAUCUUCAUGGGCUACAAGAUCCCACGAGGUUCCGUGCUCAUGUUUAACCAUUGGUCUGCCCACCUGGACGAGAAGACAUACGAUGACCCCUUGUCCUUCCGCCCAGAGCGCUGGCUGGAGAACGAUAAUCUGCCUCUCCAUGCCUUCGGAUACGGUCGCCGCGUCUGUCCCGGUCAGUAUGUUGCCCGUAAGACCUUGGACGUCAUGAUCCCACGACUGCUCUGGGCGUUCGACUUCGAAGCUGGGUACGAGAACGGGGUGCGCGCUAAGAUUGACCCUUACAAUCUGCAGGAACUGGGAGCACUGCUGCGACCGGUGCCUUUCCCUGCUAUCUUUAAGCCACGCGAUGAGGCGCGUCGGGCUCUGAUUGACAAGUCGUUUGCCAACCGUGAUGCCAAUCUCGAUGGCAUUCUCAACCGAAUUGAGACCGCCAUCUCUCGAGGUUCUGAGGUUAAAUGA